Pocillopora verrucosa is the source of this 1443-nucleotide messenger RNA. RefSeq names its product snRNA-activating protein complex subunit 5. Gene Ontology annotation, cellular component: nucleus. The record is from RefSeq and is a predicted model, not a curated record. Gene Ontology annotation, biological process: transcription initiation at RNA polymerase III promoter; transcription by RNA polymerase II. NCBI's taxonomy places the organism in Eukaryota, Metazoa, Cnidaria, Anthozoa, Scleractinia, Pocilloporidae.
UAUUUGCAAUGAUGGCCGCCGACCAAAAAAAAUUUUGUUUUGCGACAUUUUCUGAUCUUAAACCUUUAUAGAAUCUCAUGGCAUCUUUAGAGAAGUUGCAGAAUGAAAUUCUCCUCAAGGAAGAGGCGUUUCUGAGGGAAGAAAAGGCUAAGCUAAUGGAACAGCUGAACAAGCUGAAGGUGGAAGAAAUGGCCCUUAUGAAGUUAUUAGAGCAAGACAGCGUGAAUCCCCAACAGACAACCAUGGAACUGUUUAGCAAGACUUCUCAAGUGUCUUCAUCAUCCAGCCUUAAGAUUGAUGAAGUCAAUCAUAUCCCACUGCAAGGACUAAAAACCACUGAGAUGAAUAAUGACAUUUAUCAAGGGGAAGAAGAAGAAGAUGAAGAUGAUAUGGAUGAUGAUGAACCUGCUUACAGUCAGCAGUUACUGAAUGCAAUAUCAAAUAUGCAUCAACAAAACAAUAAUGUUGAUCUGGACAUUUCUAGAUCUGUUAUACAGAAUGUACUGCAACAAGAGAUUGAAGGUUUUGAUGAUGAUGAUGAGGAAGAAUAUCUUUAUUGAUUGCUCCUGGGAAUAUAUUUCUUGCAUGUUACAAGCUGUGUUACACUGAACAAAGAACUCAGUCACAAUACUACUAGAGACUUCCAUGAUUUUGAAGCAAUGGUUGGAAGAAUUGAUCCAAACCAAGACAAAGCCAAAAAAUAUUUCAUAAAAACAACAGCAACCAUGAUGUACAUACCAGAUAUAAAUUUGUAAAUUGGGAAAUAAACUUCAUUAGUUUCAUCUGCAUUGUUGAUUGAAGUACCAGUUACAAUGUUGUUUGUUUAUUAACAGCUUUACUUGCAUACUGCUUAUCAUUGUUAAAGUCAAGGGUUCUAUUCAUCCUGUACAUCCUAACAGCAGUAUGCUCAUUCUCCAUACAUUUCCUAAGAUGCUGAUAAGGAUAACUUGUGAUCAUUUUUUUUAUUCUUGUGACUUUGUUUGACUCAGGGGUGAUCUUGUGCAGAGAAAUUAGAUGCAAGUUAAGUUUUCCCCAACUCAUGGCACUCUUUGUGACUUGACUGUGGUGAAUAAAUGUAAGAUGAAAUUGCAACAGAACAAAUCAUAAGUUUUUUUAAGGUGUUCCAAAGCAUGUUACUCUCUCUAAAACUGAAAAAAGGGCAAGUUUUAGAAUGUAAGUCCUGACUGCUAACUUCAAGCAAUUUUCCAGAAGAUUGUAUAGCAAGGAGGAAUGUUAACUAAGAAUGGAGUGCUAGUGAGGAGUGAUGACAGAAAUAAUGUGAUAAUUGUUAAACUUUAUUGAACACUUUUGUACCCAGCUUCAAAGACUCUAGUGAAAUUAUUGCAUAUGAUGUGAUUUGUGUCUAGAAAAAGUUUAAACAUAACUAUGGAAGAUAACAGCAGAAAUAUAAAGCUUAGUGAUUGUGGUAUAUUUCACACUUAA